AAGAGGGGAAUAAACACAAUUUUCGGAGAAGAAUAACCAAUCUACCCUCUUUCUGGUUCCUCGUCCAGGCAGCCCUGGCUCGCUCGCUCGCCACGAUGAGAACUGACUUCGCUCUGGUCCUGACAGCAGCCCUUCUUCUUGAUGCAUUCUGGAGGAAUAAUGGGGAGCAUGCUUCAAAAGGUCCCUGCCGACCUGGCUUCUCACAAAGCUUCUACUCUGUGCUGAUUUCAAGGGAUGUACUGCAAGGCCAGGGCAUAUGUAAAGAUACCACCGUGUCAUCACAAAAAGUGAAGUUCGAUGACUGCAUGGGGAAUGAAGCUGUGGUUUUCCAGAGCAGUGACCCAAUCUUCAGCGUGCGAACAGAUGGGUCCAUCUUUGCCCAGGGUGAGGGAGCCAGCCUGGAUGAACCGGUCCAGUUUAAACUGACAGCAAGUGGUCCACACACACAUGUCUGGGAGACCGUGGUCCAGCUGGCCCUAAUUGACCCACCAUCACUGCAACAAGAUGAAAAUGAGGUCACAGAGGAAGAGGGGAAAGUCGCAGAGAGAAAAGAGAGGAAGGAGGCCGCCCAAGCACCACCUCCUGUCAUCAUGUUCUCAGGGUCCGGCCUGAACAGCUCCAAGGGUCUACGGCGGCAGAAGAGGGACUGGGUGAUCCCACCAAUCAACGUGGCGGAAAAUUCUCGAGGACCUUUCCCUCAGAUGCUCGUCAGCAUUCGUUCAGAUCAGGACAAGGACAUCUCCAUCCGAUACAGCAUCACCGGGGUGGGAGCAGAUCAGCCACCCAAUGAGGUGUUCAAUAUCGACCCCGUGCUUGGAAAGAUGUUCGUCACCAAACCUCUUGAUCGAGAACAUCGCUCCUCUUACCAUCUACGAGCCCAUGCCGUGGACAUGAAUGGGAACCAGGUUGAGAACCCCAUCGAUCUGUACAUCUUUGUCAUCGACAUGAACGACAACAGACCCGAGUUCAAAAACCAGGUCUACAAUGGCUCUGUGGACGAAGGUUCUAAACCAGGAACGUAUGUGAUGCACGUUUCUGCAUUCGAUGGUGAUGACAACACUACGGCUAAUGGAAUGGUGCGCUACCGAAUCCUGUCCCAGACGCCGCACAGCCCCAUCCCCAACAUGUUCACCAUCAACAGCGAGACCGGAGAUAUUGUGACUGUGGCACCAGGUCUCGAUCGAGAGAAAGUGUCCCAGUAUACCAUCAUCGUGCAGGCCACGGACAUGGAGGGCAACCUGAACUUUGGCCUUUCCAACACAGCCACUGCCAUCAUCACUGUCACGGACAUCAACGACAACCCGCCCAUGCUGACCUCCAGAACUUUUUCCGGUGAGGUCCCAGAGAACCGAGUGGAUCUUGUGGUGGCUAAUUUGACUGUGAUUGACGCUGACCAACCGCACUCGCCUAACUGGAACGCCAUCUACAGGAUCAUCAGUGGGGACCCAUCUGGGCACUUCACUAUCCGCACUGACCCUGUCACUAACGACGGCAUGGUCACCGUGGUGAAGCCAGUAGACUUUGAGAUGAACCGUGCCUUCAUGCUGACAGUGGUGGUGUCCAACCAGGCUCACCUAGCCAGCGGCAUCCAGUCCUCGCUCCAGUCCACAGCUGGGGUCACCAUAUCUGUCCAAGACGUCAACGAACCCCCGUAUUUCCCCACAAACCCGAAACACAUCCGUUUUGAGGAGGGCGUCCCUCCAGGCACCAGCCUGACGACCUUCUCAGCUUCUGAUCCUGACCGACUACAGAUGCAGCAGUCAAUCAGGUAUUCAAAGCUGAACGACCCAGCGGACUGGUUGUCCAUCAACAGAACCAAUGGUCAGAUCAUAACAACGGCGAUGCUCGACCGGGAGUCCGUCUAUGUCAAAAACAAUAUAUAUGAAGCCACAUUCCUGGCAACAGACAAUGGCUCUCCCACAGCCAGUGGCACCGGCACACUGCAGAUCUAUCUGAUAGAUAUUAAUGACAACCCCCCAGCACUCAUACCCAGGGAGUCUCAGAUCUGUGAGCGAGUGAACAAGAACGUCCACGGUGUCAACAUCACUGCCGCUGAUGCCGACACGGACCCCAACGCUGGGCCCUUUGUCUUCGAGCUGCCCAACUUUCCCAACAGCAUCAGACGCAACUGGACAAUUUCUCGAAUCAGUGGUGACUACGCCCGUCUAGGACUGCGGUACCAGGUAUAUUUAGAGCCAGGGGUAUAUGAGGUCCCUAUAAUUGUGUCGGACUCGGGGAACCCUCCGUUGUCCAACAGGUCAGUCAUCAAAGUGAAGGUGUGUCCCUGUGAUGAACAUGGAGACUGCACCACCCUCGGGGCCGUGGCGGCCGCUGGCCUUGGAACUGGAGCCAUCAUCUCCAUCCUCAUCUGCAUCAUCAUACUGCUCAGCAUGGUGCUGCUGUUUGUGGUGUGGAUCAAGCGGAGAGAGAAGGAGAGGCACACCAAGCAGUUGCUUAUUGACCCUGAAGACGAUGUCAGAGACAACAUCCUCAAAUACGAUGAGGAGGGAGGAGGAGAAGAAGACCAGGACUACGACCUGAGCCAGCUGCAGCAGCCGGACUCCUUGGAGCACAUCAUCAGCAAGCCGCCAGGUGUCCGCAGGGUGGAUGAACGUCCCAUCAUCCCAGAGUCCCAGUACCCAAUCAGACCUGUCGUGCCCCACCCUGGAGACAUCGGGGACUUCAUCCACGAGGGUCUGCGAGCGGCAGACAACGAUCCCACAGCUCCUCCGUAUGACUCCCUGCUGGUGUUUGACUAUGAGGGCAGCGGCUCUACCGCCGGCUCCGUCAGCUCCCUCAACUCCUCCAGCACGGGGGAUCAGGACUAUGACUACCUCAAUGACUGGGGUCCCCGCUUCAAGAAGCUUGCCGACAUGUACGGUGGAGGGGACGAUGAUUAAAUCGGCCCAGUCACAAAUACACACACACACACACUCUCGUCCCGUCAGCUGGCCUGCCAUGCUCUGUCCCUCUAACACAUGGGGCUAUUACACCCUUAUUGAACACACGUUAACAAUGACAUGUUCACACUGACCAAUGGACUGACCAACCAACCAAUCAAAUUACCCACCACCACAGAGGACCGGUGUCGUGAGUCAGUUUCGGGUGCUCUUCUCAACCGUCUCCUGCUCUAAGCCUGUCUAAGACUGAAACGGAAGCUCUGAAUUGCAGGCUUCUCAUAGUUUGUAUUUUCAAAUGCAUUUUUUUUCAUUUUAGGUUUAAUGCUAGAUGUAGUUUUUAAUAGUCAGAUUUUGUUUUUCCUUUUAGUUUAUGUAGCUGUUUUUGGUCCCCACUCCCCUUUGAUUCAAGCCGUUCCUUAUUCCUGAGGGUUUUCACUCUUCCCUCGCUGUCAGCCCCCGCCUGCCUCUCUGCAGAAGCUUUACGUUGAGCUGCUUGCUUUGUCUGAGGGGAACAAAAGGAAAAAAAAUGAAGAAGAACACAGAUAUGAAAGUCCUUCCAGCACGGAGGGCCCUGGUUUAUUCUUUCUUGAACUUGAAUUACUUAGAACAGAAGCACUGUUGUUUAAAAAGUGCCUUCAGUGGUGCGUAUUUUAGCAGACUCCCGCUAACUCAGGAUUGGUUGCCAUUCUCUGGGCUCACAUGCCCCCAUAUGACCCCUGACCCUUUAACUCAGACCUUCCCUUGUCAUUUAUAUCGUCCUGCAGGGCUGUGUUAGCUGCAGGAGAUGUCAGUGCCGGUUUUAGAGCAGCAUUGGCUGGCUUACGAGGGGCGCUUUAUGUAGACAUACUGUACAUAGGCCUACAGUGUGUCUGUAAGGUAUGGACAAAUCAUUAAUGUUUCAAGUCAGGCAUAUCUGUGCUCCUAGAUCACAGCCAACUUGAAUGUGAUAACGAAAAUCACAAAAAUACAUUAUGGGACUGUCUUA
This is a messenger RNA of Plectropomus leopardus (leopard coralgrouper), 3885 nucleotides long. Its product is annotated as cadherin-4-like. The record is from RefSeq and is a predicted model, not a curated record. Gene Ontology annotation, biological process: multicellular organism development; cell morphogenesis; cell-cell junction assembly. Lineage: Eukaryota; Metazoa; Chordata; Actinopteri; Perciformes; Serranidae. Gene Ontology annotation, molecular function: calcium ion binding; cadherin binding; beta-catenin binding. Gene Ontology annotation, cellular component: adherens junction; plasma membrane; catenin complex.